AUGUCCAACAAGCCCAUCUUCGUGGCUACCCACCCUAGAGCAUGCUCGACGGCAUUCGAGCGAAAAGCCCGCGCAGAGAGCGGCUUCGAAAACUCGACAUACGAGACCAUCUUCGACAACAUCAUGAAGGAGAACGAAGAGGGCAAACGCAUCUUCAUCAAGGACAUUACCCACUAUCUGGCUCCUCCGGACGGCAAGCCGGCAUCCAUCGCACCCUCAUUGAUGAAGCUCAAGCGUGGUGUCGGUACCAACGGCAGCAACCCCUUGACAGAUAUGGCCAAUGGCUCCAACGCUUCAGACACCAACGCGGAAAUCUUGAACAAGUUCCAUUUCGCCUUCCUCAUCCGUCAUCCCAAGCACAGCAUUCCCAGCUACUGGAGAUGCACUAUCCCUCCGCUUGACGCCAUCACUGGCUUCUACAACUUCAUGCCUUCCGAGGCUGGCUACGAUGAGCAGCGUCGCCUGUUCGACUACCUCCGUUCUUGCGGCCAAAUCGGUCCCAAGCAAGCAGGUCAGGACGGCGAGCAAAAGAGCGGACCUGACCACACUCACGCCAAGGAGGCAUUCGAGAAGUGGAGAGGCUUCCACGAGGAUGCCAUCAACUCAACCGAGCUCAAGCCCAGAACUCACAAGAAGGCUGAGAAGAGCGACGAGCAGCUUUUCGCUGAGUGGUCCGAAAAGUACGGCGAGGAGGCUGCCAAAAUUAUCCAACAGACCGUUGCAGACAACGUCAAGGACUACGAGCAUAUGAAGCAGUUCGCCAUCAAGGUAUAA
This is a messenger RNA of Aureobasidium vineae, 774 nucleotides long. Lineage: Eukaryota; Fungi; Ascomycota; Dothideomycetes; Dothideales; Saccotheciaceae. The record is from the annotation of a GenBank genome assembly.